This is a messenger RNA of Rotaria sp. Silwood2, 3147 nucleotides long. NCBI's taxonomy places the organism in Eukaryota, Metazoa, Rotifera, Eurotatoria, Philodinida, Philodinidae. The record is from the annotation of a GenBank genome assembly.
AUGCAAAUCGAUCGAUCCAAAUAUAUAUAUCAUGAUGGUCAAUUUCUUCCAAUUGAUUAUAUUCUUGUAUAUACGCGUUAUCAUUCAAAUCGUUUUCGACGAAGUCAUAAAUUUAAACGUCAACAUGAUCAAUACAGGCAAUUUUUUCAAGAUCGUCUUAGAAAAUUAGGUUUCAUUGUUGUCGAAGAACGAUUAACUGAUGAAAGAAACGAUCUUCUUAAUUUACGCCAAGCUGAAGCAUCAGUUGAUGUUCAUGACAAUAAUAAUAAUAAUAAUAAUAAUAAUAAUAAUGAAAGUAAUCAUGUAUUUGUUCGUGGUCUUUCAACAUUACAACGACAGGUAUCAAUACGUUUACAAAACAUUAGUUCACAUUUAAAAAAAGAUACAAACGAAAAUAAUAAUACAAAUGGAAUACAAAUUGAUACAAUUAAUGAAGAAGAAACAAUGGAAUUAAAUAAUUCAACAGAUAAUAUUAAAAAUGAAAAUGAUUUAAAGGAGUUUCAAGCAAUAAAUGAACAUGAAAAUGAAAUAGGACAUGAUGAACAUGAAGAUGAAAUAGAACAAGAUGAACGAUAUUUUGUUAAAAUUCAUGCACCAUUUGAAAUACUUCUUGUAUUAGCAGAAAAAUUAAAGGUUAAAUUACCAUUUAGCGAAAAUAAAUCACCAUUAAAACCCGGUUUAUUUGAUCAAGGUUUACCAUGUCAAUUAACUCGUCUUAAACCAGAAGAAUUUCUUACACCACACAAUGGAAAAUGUUUUUUUACGGCUUGUUAUCAAAAAAGUCUUCAUUAUAGAUUUUCCAAACAUUUUGAUGAUGUUGAUAAAGUUUUUCGUCCAGCUGAACGAAGUCGUCUUGUUUAUGAAACUCUUCUUCGUUGUCCAUAUCGAUCAUCGGAAUCAAUUCUGCCAAGUAUUGAAGUAUUACUUGAAGAAGGUGUAUAUGAAGCAGCAUAUCCAUUACAUGACCAACUUAUUCAUGAACAAGAUGCUGGUGAACCUGAAACAUGGAAUGAUCGAAUGAAAUUAUAUCAUCGUUGGGCGAAAUUUAGAAAUAUAUUUCGUAUUCAACCAAUUCAUGCUAUAAGAGAUUAUUAUGGUGAACGUUUAGCAUUUUAUUUUGCUUGGCUUGGAUGGUAUAAUUCUUUAUUAAUAAUUCCAUCAAUUCUUGGAAUAUUCGUCUUUCUAUGGGGUCUUCUUUCAGUUAAAUAUGAUAGACCAACACUUGAUAUAUGUAAUUCAACUUCUAGUUAUUUAAUGUGUCCAAAAAUUGAUCGACAAUCAUAUUGGUUUUUAAAUGAAACUUGUUUCAAUGCAAAAAUGUCUUAUGUUUUUGAUAAUUCAGCUUCCGUAGCUUUUGCUAUAAUGAUAAGCAUAUUUGCUGUAAGUAUUAAUUUCCUUUGGCAACGACAUGAAUUUCGACUUCAGUAUGAAUGGGAUACGACGGAUAUUGCUGAAGAAACUGAAACAUUACGACCAGAUUUUGAACGACGUGUUGAAAAAACAAUUAUAAAUAAAGUAACCGACAAAGUUGAACCAUAUGUACCAUCUUAUAAAAGAAUUCUUUACUAUACAUCAUCAUUUUCAAUUGUAUUAUUAAUGGUAUUACUUGUUUUAGCUGUUGUUGCUGGUAUUAUUAUUUAUCGAUUAAGUGUUUCAGCAGCAUUUAAUUCAAUUGAUCGAGAAAUGUGGAUUUAUCGAUGGAAACCUAUUAUUGUACCAAUAACUGGAGCAUUAAUCAAUUUAAUUAUUAUUUUAAUUUUACAAUAUUUCUACGAAAUUCUUGCUAUAUGGUUAACUAAUGUUGAAUUACAUCGAACUGAUAAAACUUAUGAAGCAAGUUUAACAAUAAAAAUGUUUUUAUUUCAAUUUGUGAAUUAUUAUGCAAGUAUAUUCUAUAUAGCAUUAAUAAAACCAUUAAUUAUAUAUAAACCAACAUAUCUUGAUCGACAUUCAAAAGCACUUCGUCUUGAAGAAUGUGAUGUAAGUGGUUGUGUAUGGGAAUUAUCAAUUCAAUUAAUAAUUAUAAUGAUUGGUAAACAAUUAAUAUCAAAUAUAUGGGAAUUUUAUUUUUCUAAAUUAUGGAAUAUGUGUCGUAAACGUAUUACAUUUCGUCAUACAGUUCGACAAAUAAAUGAACGUAAUGCUAAAAUGAAACGAAUGCAUGAACAAUUAUCAAGAAUUGAUUUAAAACGUUCAUAUGAAGAAGAUUUUUUAUUACAACCAUUUGAAUUAACAACAUUAUUUUAUGAAUAUUUAGAAAUUAUUUUACAAUUUGGUUUUAUAACAUUUUUUUGUUUUUCAUUUCCAUUAGCACCAUUAUUUGCUUUUAUAAAUAAUAUAUUUGAAAUACGUAUUGAUGCACUUAAAGUUGUUAAAGAAUUUCGUCGACCUGUUGCACGUCGUGCAAUGGGUAUUGGAACAUGGAAUGCAAUAUUAACUAUAAUGGCUAAAAUAACUGUUUUAUCAAAUGCAUUUUUAAUUGCAAUUACAUCAGAAUAUAUACCUCGACAAGUUUAUUAUUGGACAAUUGGAAAUUAUUCAUUAAAUGGUUUUCUUAAUCAUACAUUAACACCAUUUCAUUCAAAUGAUUUUCCAUCAAUUAUUAAUCGUACAUUACUUGAAUGUCAAUUUAUUGAAUCACGUUUAAUUGAUUUAUCUAAAGAAUCAAUUUUUUUUAUACCAUUUGCUCAAUCAUAUCAUUUAUCAUAUUUUGAUUGUAAUUCAACAUUAGCUGAUGAAAUACGUUCACAAAUUGAUUUUUCUACUUGUUAUUAUAAAGAUUAUCGACUUGAUCAUGCACGAAAUUAUGGUCGUUCAUAUAUGUUUUAUUAUGUAAUGGUAGCACGAUUAGCAUUUGUUAUUAUAUUUGAACAUUUUGUGUAUAGUAUUCUUUUUCUUGUUCGAAAUCUCAUUUCACGUGUUCCACGUGAUGUUCGAGCACAACUUGAACGAUGUCGAUAUUUAGUACAACAAAUGUAUUGGGGUGCUGAGUUGUAUGCUCAAAAUCCAAAUCUUAUUAAAAAAGAUGAAAAUCGUGUUCGACUUGACGAAGAACAUCAUGAAUAUAAUCGACAAAGUACUCUUCCAUCGCUAAUGACAACUCCAAAUGAAUUAAAUUUCAAUGCAUGUGUUUCUUCAGAGUUGUGA